Molecule: messenger RNA, 1743 nt
Organism: Hirsutella rhossiliensis
Lineage: Eukaryota; Fungi; Ascomycota; Sordariomycetes; Hypocreales; Ophiocordycipitaceae
Product: Ribonuclease H-like protein
Exons: 5
Coding region: 1-1743 (580 amino acids)
Biological process (GO): regulation of transcription by RNA polymerase II
Cellular component (GO): nucleus
Molecular function (GO): protein dimerization activity
Source: RefSeq, a predicted model, not a curated record
AUGCAGGACGACCAAAGAAACCCUUCUCAAGCAUUGCUGGCUUUACCUGAGCUUCCUGGCAUCGAUGGUCCCGGUAGUCACGGUGGAGGUGAACAAUGGAAGCUGCUUCAACCAGUCAUUGAGGACUACGGCAUAUCAAGUCUGCUAGGGUACUUCACAGGAGACAACCACGGUUCCAAUGAUGUGCUUUGCCGCCUGAUGAGCAGCUUUCUAGAGAGUCAAGGCAUCGCAUGGAAUGCAAAGCAUCGACGGAUCCGCUGCCAUGGCCAUGUGGUCAAUCUUUGCGUCCAGGCUUUUCUUUUCAUGGACAACAAAGAGGCCGUACUCGAGGCAUGUAGACAGAUUGAGGAGAUGGAUGAAGCGCCGUGCGACUUGGACAUGAUGCAAGGGUGGAAGAAGCGGAAGGAACGUGGCUGGAGCCAACUUGGUCCGCUCGGCAAGGUACAACACUUUCCGUCAGCGCGCAGGAAGGUUCUCGGGCUCGACAACGACACACGCUGGAACUCUUGGUUCCUCCUACUGGAUACUGCUCUUGAAAAGGAGGAACACGUCAAGUGGUAUCAAGACAAAUACUACGAGACACUUGUCAAUGACUAUCUGGCACCUCGAGACUGGCAAGCCCUUCGAGAUAUAAGAAACUUCUUGCAGCCAUUCUGGAGAAUAACACUCCUUACUGAGGGCUAUCGCUCAACACUAGACCGCACGCUCUUCACGAUGGAUGUCCUUCAUAAACACUACCAGCAAGCUUUCGAGAAAUACAAGCUCAAUCAACAACUUCUCGGCCCGGUGCUGACCAGCUGGCACGUUUUCGACAAAUAUUAUCGGCUUUCUGACGAGACCCCGGCAUACGUGAGAAAGCUCUGGGAAGAAGAGUACAUGGAUCUGCCGACAAUUUCUGUCACGCCUUCCAAGGUUUCAGUACUGCAACAGGACGAGUACGACUUACUCGCACAGGAACUCGAUGUCAUAGGCAAGGGACCAGACGCAGACGAGUACGAAGCCUUCACAUCGCAGUCGCCUAUUCAGAUUGACGGUUCACCACUUUCCUGGUGGCAUCGUGAUGAACACCGUGAACGUUUCCCUCGGUUGUCCAAGAUGGCGAUAGACAUACUCUCAAUACCCGCCAUGUCUGCGGACCCAGAGCGCACAUUCUCAGGCGCAAGGCGCACUAUCUCUUGGGAUCGAAUGCUUCUCGGAGCAUCGACAGUCCCGGGGCCGGCUGACCGGUCAUCCGGUAAUCGGAUUACCGCCCCGCCCCGCAAAACCAUGUCGUUUUCGAAGGCCCGGCCUGCGGGCUGGCGUUUUCUUAGUCGGAUUACCGCCAUCGGACGGCAAAAUCGAAGGUCCACGCCCGCGGGGCCUCCGCGAGACCUUCGAUUUCGGUCUCGCUCACGCGCGUUGCGCUCCACCUCCCUCCUCCCACCUCCCUCCACCACCUCCUCCAUUGCCACCGUCGCGACGGCGACCGCCUGCACCAUGUCGAACGCGAUAGAGGAUCCCCGGGUCAGGGCGGCCAUUGAGCACUACCUGUUAGAUCUGGAGAACACCCAGCCGAAGAAUACGAAGCGAAAUUAUCGUCCCAAGCAGGAAGAAUGGAAGGCAAGCCCGCAUGCGCGCCCUGCAAUCUUCAUGAGUGGUGUCAAGCCAACUGGCCUGCGAUCCCGGACGUUUGGCCGGCCUCGGUACCAGGGCCAACAGCUACCGGGAGACCUGGUCGAUGAAGGAAAGCUCUUGCCUUCAUGA